AUGGAAAACCACAACUCCGCCUCCCCCGCGGGCGGCGUACCCUCGAGCUCCUCGGACCCCAAAGACCCGGCCUCGUUCCUGUCCUCGAUAAUUGGCGUGCCCGUGACCGUCAAGCUCAACUCGGGCGUCGUCUACAAGGGCGAACUGCAGAGCGUGGACGGGUACAUGAACAUCGCACUGGAAAAGUGCAGCGAGUACGUGGACGGGAAACUGCGACGCAAGUACGGCGAUGCGUUUGUCAGGGGAAAUAAUGGUACGUUUCUUCUCUUCUUCUACGCCUCUACCCCGCGACCGUGCACAAGGACCGAGGAAGAGGAAGGGUAUUGGGUUCUGGGAAGGGAAGCUAUCGUGGCUAUAAAGAAAUAUGGUGAAUUGCCGGUGAAAGGUAAAGAGGGAGAAGGAAGGAAUGGACGCGGAGACGUGGUUGAAGAGAAUUAUACUGACAUGGCUAUGUGA
This is a messenger RNA of Cladophialophora bantiana CBS 173.52, 456 nucleotides long. Its product is annotated as U6 snRNA-associated Sm-like protein LSm6. NCBI's taxonomy places the organism in Eukaryota, Fungi, Ascomycota, Eurotiomycetes, Chaetothyriales, Herpotrichiellaceae. The transcript has a single exon. The record is from RefSeq and is a predicted model, not a curated record. Bases 1 to 456 code for a protein of 151 amino acids. Gene Ontology annotation, cellular component: U6 snRNP; sno(s)RNA-containing ribonucleoprotein complex; P-body. Gene Ontology annotation, molecular function: RNA binding. Gene Ontology annotation, biological process: mRNA splicing, via spliceosome; maturation of SSU-rRNA.